Messenger RNA from Brassica napus (rape), 4105 nucleotides. Its product is annotated as zinc finger protein 11-like. Bases 1667 to 2305 code for a protein of 212 amino acids. Lineage: Eukaryota; Viridiplantae; Streptophyta; Magnoliopsida; Brassicales; Brassicaceae. The record is from RefSeq and is a predicted model, not a curated record. The transcript is spliced from 2 exons.
GGAUUGAUACAGCUCCGAUGGAGGAAGAAUAAGGAAGAGGAGUUAUCGAGACGAAGAGGAAGAAGAAGAAGAAGUGAGAUUAUACAGCGAAGAAGAAGGAGUCAUCAUCAACAUUCUUUUUGGUCGUUGCGAAUAAAAAACCGACGAUGUGAUUUCGAUAUAUAAGGCCCAUUUUUGGCCCGGUAUAUAUUGGCCCAUUAAUGACCCGUUUGAAAAUUCAAAAUUAUCGCGCGAGAGAGAAAGAAGAAGUGUCUCUUAAGAAAAAUAGAAACAAGAAGAGAGAAAAUGUGAAAGUUUACUAUUUGAAAGAUUAUGUUAAAUGUUUUCUUUUUCGAAACUUGAUUAUGUUAAUGUUUUGAAAAGCUUUUCUGAUAUGUGCCGAAAUUUAAUUGUUAAAUAUCAUAUAUAUUUUUUUUAAUUUGGUGUGAUUAGAAACUCAUUAUGUUUGUUAACUAAUGCUUAUAAGAUUUGACAGUUUCUUGUUAGUAUAAAAUUUUCCCUUGAAAACUAGAUAUUUUGUGUAAGGACUGCAACUUUUUAUGCUGCUUACUGCUUGGGUGAUCAAUUAAGAGACCUGGGUAAUUAAUUACACGCUAAUCAUUCGUUCAAAUAAUAUUUGUUAACCAAACUAAAAUAAACUCAUGUUUUGGAAACUGGAAAAAUUGUAUAGUAUAUGUUAUCAUCUGGUCUGUUUUGAGACAGACCAAGGAGGGUCUAUGAUUUAUCUAGAUGGGCUGCUUUUUUUGUGUGUACCAAUCUCAAAUUUUCUGUGACAUUAACAUUGUAGAGAGGUUCGUUAAUUAGUUCAAUUUCAUAUGUAAGUUUGUGAAAUAGUAGGUAUAAACUGCAAUAAAAAUCUUAAGGCCAGCAAAACGUCAUUGUCUAUGUCGUUAAUGCAAACACAAGCCUUGUUUAUUUCCUUUAUUGUACAGUUUCUACUCAAUGUCAAAAUCAACUACUAAUACUUUGAUUUCUUUUGGCCCUCUACCACUGCAAUCUAUUGGUAAUAAAAUCAUACCCAUCUCUCAAUACCAUAAGAGGAAAUGUGUUUUUGAUGCAUUUAACAUAUAGCUUGGUACAUAUUUAUCUAUAUUUGUGUAUUUAUAAAAUGUGCAGAUAUAAUGAAGAUAAUUGUGGAGGAAUAUGAUGAAAAUGAAGUGGCAAGUGAUCUCCUGCUAGAUAUUAACACAGGAUAUUAAUGCAACACAGAGUCCCCAUACUACAAUAACAUUGGUCUCAAGUAACUUCCAAUUAUAGUAAUAAACAGACACGUUGCAGGCAUGAGCAUCAUGAGUAAGUAGCCUCCAUUCAAUUCCUCUCUCUCUGCUUCUUAAUCAUGAAACUACCUCUUUGUCUCUUUCUUUCUUUAUUUUUCUUUUUCCACUCAUCAAAUCUGAUCGAAAAUAGCCUAGCUAUACUCAUUAUUCUCCAAUAUAUCUGACCAAACAUGUAACAGACUAUAAAACCCUAAUAAAUGAUCGUCCAUAUAUACACUUAAAGACAACCUCAAGUAAUGAUAAAUUAAAACAACCUCUUCUAUAUAACACAGUAAGUUCUCCUCCAUAUCUCUUCCUCUUCCUUAAAUCACCAGCAAGCUCAAAAUUCAAGUCUCUAUCUAUCUAGGGUGAGUAUCAUCCUUAUUCAUCAUCAGCAUCUGUUGGAGAAUAUGAAGAGGACACAUUUGGCAAGUUUCAGCAGCAAAAACAAAACUCAAGAAGAUCAAGAAGGUGACACUAGUGGUAACGACAGAGUCAUCAUGAAUCUCUACAAUAGCUAUGAAGCUGGGCUGAUCCCAUGGCCUCCCAAGAACUACACUUGCAGUUUCUGCAGGAGAGAUUUUAGAUCUGCUCAAGCACUUGGAGGACACAUGAAUGUUCACAGAAGAGACAGAGCAAAACUCAGACAGAUCCCUUCUUGGCUCUUUGAACCUCACCAACAACACGUACCUGUUGGCAACCCUAACCCUAAUUUUGGCUCUUCUUCUCCUUUAACAAUGCCAGCUCAUCUUGACCCUUCCCUAACCAACCAGAUAUCCAAAACGAGUACGUUUUCUUCUGACCGGUUCGAUUUUCUGGAUAAUACUAGCCAUGGAGGUUUGAUGAAGGAAAGAGAGAAGAAUAAGAGCAAUGUGUGUAGCAGAGAGCUCAAGAAGAGUGCCAUAGAUUCAUCAUGCCAUGCUGCAAAAUGUGAGAUAAGUCGUGGGGAGAUGAACAAGAAACAUGGAUUCACGAGGUUGGAGCUUGGGAUGGAUUUGAGGAAUCCAAACCAAGUUCUUGAUUUGGAGCUUCGACUUGGCUGCCUUUAAAUAAUUAACUUUAAUUAAUAAUUUAACUACGAGAUUAUAUGUAAGGUAUGUAUGUAUGUGUAGCUGAGCAGUGAGCAAGAGAUUGUGAUUGCAUUUAGGCUAAUGAGAUUUAAUGGUAUUACGUGCUUUUUAAGGAAAUGCAAGUUAAAAAUAAAAAUAAACAAAGUUGGAAAAGGCCGAUCCAGUUUCUUUCUAGGGACCAGGGGCUUUGUACAUUUACAAAUUUGGUUAAAAAAUAUUCAAGAAUUCAUUUUAAAUUUGAGUUAAUUUUUGUAUAAUAUUUUUUGUUAUUUUUCCUAUUUUCCAGUAUAUAGGAAAAUAUUGAUAAACAAAACACCAACACUUGUAUUUUUUUUUUUUACUUUAUUAUUGGUGUUAAGUUUGUCAAAAAACUUUUUGGUAAAAUUAAGUUUAAGUUUGUCAAUUUCAAGCAUCCAAUACGUAAUUUGUAAAAUAUGAAAUAGUAUAACAUUAUAGUCAAUAUAUAAUAAUCUAUAAAUUCAUAGUAGAAUUACGUAAAGUAGGAAGCUAGAUAAAAAUGAGAUAAAGUGGCUUGCAUGUGUAUGUGGGUAUUAAGAAAGGAAAAAGUGAUAAAGAUUGCAUUAUUAUGAGAUGGGUUGAUGUCUGAUGAGACACAGAGACGCAUGCGACAAAGUGGUACUAUGAAACAAAUAAAGAUGGAUGAUGAUCAAUUGACUUAUGAAUAGUUAAUGUUUUCAUCUUUUUUCACUCACCAUCACAUCUAAAGCUUAGUUUUGUAUAAUAAUUACAUAUAUUAUGAUAUGUAUAACUCUCAUGCAUGUCAUGGUAUGUGUGUGUUAAACUGUCUGAUAUAAACUAUAUGUAUGUAAGCUCUCAAAAAGAAAACUAUAUGUAUGUAUCCAUACAUAUACUAAUAAUGAGUUGCUAAAAAAAAACAUAUACUAAUAAUGAAUGUACAGAGUAGAGGCAGAUCAAGAGCAAAGAAUGUAGGAGACAAGAUUAGAAAAUCAGAAAACAAGUGAUGUGAAAAGGAAACAAGAAAAUGGAAUGUUUGGUCAAUACAUUUGGGAUGUUUGUGGUUUCCCAUGAACAAAUUUAAUCUGACAUUUUCCAUCUUCCCCAACAAUUUUAAUUCAAUAUACAAACCCCCAUCAUCACCUUUCCAUUUUUAGAAUCUAUCACUUCCCUCACUAAUCUCUACCUUCCCGAUCGAUUCUUCCCUUUUCUAUGAAUAAUAAUUACAAUGAGCUUGUUUGUGUUUGAGUGAUGUGAAAGGUAAGAGUUUUUUCGUCAUGCACUCCAAUAUUUUCUUCUUCUUACAUAUUUUCCCGAGUUUCUUAGAUUUCUUAUUCUUAUAUUGCAAUUCUACUCGCACCAGUUGAUACUAUAAGAAAGUCUUUAGGUUUAGUUGUUGCUUCUUGUAAUGUGAGGAAUUGAUUAGAGCAAACACAUAGAUUAAUAGGCUAAAAAUGUAAGACUUAAAGAAUUUGUUAACUGUCCAAUCACAUUGACUUCUGUCUCAAUCUCAAAAUCACAUGUUUCUAGUUAAUUGUUAUGUCCUCUCACCGGCUCUUUUCAACCCAAGAUUCUCUUUACUUUGUCUACGGUGACUGAUCUCUAGAACCGCGUACAUAAUUAUACUCUAAUAUAGGAGUUGAAUGUGAGGAAAAAUAUUCAUAUUUCGACCAAAGAACACAAAUGAAAAUGAGAACGUUGCUAUUUGAAAUAAGUAGUUUUAUUGAUCCGUUACUAACAAAAUUAACACCGAAGCAUCAGUGGUCUAGUGGUAGAAUAGUACCCUGCCACGGUACAGACCCG